AUGGAGAAGCUCGGGCUGGAGAAGCUCAGACUGGGGAGCAGCAAGCUUGCUCCCAAGCACCAGAGGAACCCCACCCUUGGUGCGCGCGCUGCUGCCGUGUCGGUGCUCAAUCCUCCGCCGCCGCCUGGGCUGCUGCUCAAAAGCUUCCACUCCCGAUCCUGCGCAGAUUAUAGCCCGCUGGCCAAGUCGGUGCCAGCCUUCUCUCCCGAGGCCCUUGCCGACAGCCAAGUGCUGCAAGAGGGCCGAACCGCUGCCAGCCCGGCCCGCGGCGACCGCAUCCCUGCCAAGCAUGCUGAGGCGCCGCCUCCGCGCCGCGACCAGGGCAGCCUGGAGCGGCGGGACUCGUUGGCGCCUGCUGGCAGCGCGUGGAACCCCUGGCAAGGCCAUGCAGAGGCGCUGCCGCUGCCUGCCCGCCGGGUUGCAGCGCACAAGCCCAACCCUAGCUGGUUUGCCCCCGUUGUGGGCUUCGGAGGGCCGCCCAGCGUGGUGUGGGAGCAGCAGCAGCAGCAGCCGGGGCAUCCUCCACCCCCUGCUCAGCAGCAGCAGCAGCAGCAGCAGCAUUGUGACAAUCAGGUGCCGCCGACGGAGCCGCAGAUGAGCGAGCCUGUGAGGGACUCGCGACAGCUGCACCCGGGGCAGCACCGCCAGCACAGCAGCGGGGAGGCCGCACCGCCUCUGCUGCCCUCCUCUGCUGCGCCUGCUGCGCCGGCGGAGCUAGCAUGUGCUGGACCCCUGGCAUCCCAACUUGGCAGGCUGCAGCAGGAGUCGACGCAAGUCGCCAUCCCGCAGCAGGAGCACCCCACCUCCCAGCCGUCGCCACCCCCGCAGCCGCAACAGCACCAGCGCUCGCCGCCCUGGUAUCAGCAGGGGUGGCAGCAGGCUUCGCAGCGGCCUCCAGCUCAGCAGCUGCCGAGCAGCCGGCCAGCCCAAGGCAUGCCAGGCCCUGCAGGGCUGUAUCCCGGCGGCAACCCAUUUGCCUGCGAGGCCGUCCAGCUGGACAGCAUGGCAGCAGCAGCAACGAUGGGUGCUCCGCCAGCUGCACCGCAUCAGCAGGCCAGGCCGCCACGGCAACCAGCCCCAGCUCGCAGCAGCGCGGGCGGGGCAGCCGGCAGCGCGGGCCGCAAGCUGCCGCCGCCGCCCCGCUUCCUGCUGGCUCGGGCAAGCCAGCCGACGCCGACGCAGGAAUGCCCGGCAGCGCAGCCGCAGCCACAUGGCAGCCCGGCUGCAAAGCAGCAUGGGCAUGUGCAGCGCGAACAUGCGGCAGCGCCGGCCCCUGCUGCCGUGGCUCCGGCGGCUCCACCACCCCAGGUUCAGCUGGAGGCGGACAUUGAUGUGCCACCAGCUUCCCAUGCGCAGCAGCCCUCCGUGGCACAGCAGCAGCGGCAGCAGCAGCAUAAGCAGCGGGCAGCCGCCGCCGUCGCUGCCGCCGCCUCAGCAGCAGCAGCAAGCUGCCAGCACGAUGCGCCGAGUUUAAAGUCGGCCCCAACACCGCCGCCACCUCCCCCGCCGUUGCCUCCCACGGUCGCAUCAGCAUCAGCAACAGCAAUGUGCAUGAGCGGCACGCCGUCAUCGUCGGCACCAGCUGCCGCCUCAACCCCAGCUGCAGGCGGCAGCUUGUUGAGUGCCAUCAAGCCUGCAGAGCUUCUGGCGGCAGCAGGCAAGCUGCGCCGAGUCGGCGCCAGCGGCGGCAGCAGUCAUGAAGUGAUUGUCUGCCUUUUUGUGGGCUUGCAAUACUGGCAGAGCAACUUGCACAAUACUGGCAGAGCAACUUACAUGUGCCAGGGUGGCAGCGGCGCCGCCGGCGGGUGGUGCCUGACCAGCUCCUGCCCAGCCUGGCGGGUGUGCAAGAGGCUUAGUGUUGGCGAGACCGUCUCCGCCUCGUUUCUGGUGCUUCGGGAAGGGGCCCUUGCCUUUGGAACGGACUGUGCGGCCCGCCUCAAGCGCAAGCGCCUGCACGCCAGCAACGACUCGCGCAGCGAGGCCAGCAGCGCAGGCCGCCCCGCGGGCGGCCCCGCUGCGCCCCAUGGCGCCGGCCCGCCGCCGGCGCCGCUGGAGCCGUCGCCGGCGGGCGUGCCCUGGGCCGCUUCCUUCCUGUUUGACUACGUGCACCAGCGCGCCUUCCUGCGCCGCGACCGAAGCGGGCAGGCGGCGCUGGUGCGGGAGCGGCUGCUGGCGGGGGCGCUGCUGGCUGCCAGCCUGUGGAUAGCCAUCAAGUUUGAGGCCACCCGCACCACCACCCCAGACGCCAACCUCAUGAGCCGCAUCUCGGGCAUCCCCGCCGGCCUGCUGCGCCAGCAGGAGCGCCAGAUCCUGGCUGACCUGGGCUGGGACCUGAUGACCCUCGCCCGCGAGGCUGGCGCGGUGGCGCUGCCCGACCCCACAGAUGCGGGCUGCCUGGACCAGCAGCAGCAGCUGGCAGCGCUGGCUGCGCCCCUGAUCACCAACUGCAAGCCAGAGGCGCCGCCGGCGCGGGCUGCCAUGCUGGCCGGCCCCCAGGCCCGGCCCCAGCCCCUGGCGCAGCCCUUGGUGUGCAACAACCUGCUGGCUCAGCCAGAGGAGCACGACGACUGCUUCCCUGCCAUGCCUGGGGGAAGCCACAUGCAGGGCUGCUUGGGCAGGGUCCCCACCUCCGGCCUGGCUGCCCUGGGCUGGUGA
Molecule: messenger RNA, 2655 nt
Organism: Chlorella variabilis
Lineage: Eukaryota; Viridiplantae; Chlorophyta; Trebouxiophyceae; Chlorellales; Chlorellaceae
Exons: 8
Coding region: 1-2655 (884 amino acids)
Source: RefSeq, a predicted model, not a curated record